GACCCUCUCUGCAGGGUCGCUACCCAGCGGCCUCAACGGGGACCGAAAUGUACAAUUUAUAUGCUGCAGCAAAAAGCCCUUUCCCCGCGCCCCGGAGGAUGGUAAGUUAGCUGUUGGGCGUCGUCAAAUUUCGUCGUGACUCUCCGGCCUUGGUACGACUCUGAAUCUGCGAAGCGGCUCUGAAGGGCCAGCUCGAGACCGGCCGACUCUAUGCAGCACCGUUGGCUGGUGCGCAGGGCUUCGGACGAAAGGACGCCAACCAAACGUGGAGCAGUCGGCUGGUGGCGGCCUUCCUUUGGAGGCCUAGAAUUUCGUCAUUACAUCCGCACCGCCGAGAGUGACGGGGCUCCAGGCUCUGACUGACUGACUCUUGGUCAGCUGCUUUGGCACGUGACUGGUGGACGACCCGGCUUGGCUCGGGGGGGCGACGGACCCCACCCUCGGCCGUGUUGCUUCACCCUCGGAGCCGCAGCCGCCUGGGCCCCGCAAUUCCCGGGUCGGUUGAGGCCAACCGGGAUGCUCUGGGCGCGGCAAGAGGGGGCAGGACCGGGCGGCAGGGGCUACUGCAGCCGGGCGUCUUUUUGAACGAAGGGCCGUUCUCAUCGCAUGGCUCGUGUUCCGCAUAUCUCUGCGCUGACCGUCCCGUCACACCGAAGGCUGACAUUUCUCCAGGUGGAGCCGGUCGCUGCCAGCCCUCAGGCACCGCGUAUUCUUCGCGUUCUGGCUCGCUGCGCUGAGUCCCUGUCUUUCAACCGGUUGAGCAUGGAUCAGCCCCAAUGCGCAGCCUCGACGCUAGAGAACCUUUCCAUCCACCAGCCUCAACGCCCAUGGUAACCCUACGGAGUGAUGCUGUCCGAGCAGAGCAAGGCGACAUCAGACAAAGACGAUGGACGAUUGUAUCGCGCGUGAUUCUCUGUAGUGAGGAUAACGGGUAAAAGAGCAGUCAAGCGUGCUUAGUCUACCAAACUCUUGCGUGUCUUCCUGGGGCUGCAUCAUCGGCGUCGUCAGUCAAGGUCCUCCCAAUCAGGAUAGUCAUGCGAGGCCAACUCGGCAAGCCCCACUAUGCCAUCCCUCGCCCUGACUGACCGACGGCAUUGCGGCAUCAAGCCACAGCCCUAUGGCCAGAACCCUGGUCCAUCAUCUGGUUAUGGCCCCAUCUGGUUGUGGCUCUGCCUUCGAAUCGACACAUCCCUUUGGGAACUCAUUCGAGGUGCAAGAUCCCGAAGCAUGCCUGGACCCGUAAUGCUGGCCGAAGGCCCCCAGAUUAUACCCCUGACUGUCGUGGCUCAUGAUGUGGCCGGGGCGGCUACUGUGACAGCACUCCGCCCUGAGGCAGAAUGGUUGUGGGACAUCUAGACUAUAUAUGUCCAUCACACGCGCGACUCUAGUAUAGUGAAGCCUCUCGCUUGUCAUCGCACCUCUUCAACACGCACCAAGGGUCUCCGGUGCCGCUCACAAUGGCAACCUACAUAUACAAGAAGUUUCUCAGCCCGUCGCGCGAUGAAUCGUCCCCAAAACCGCCCCCAAGGACGUGUCCCCACCGACAAGAGCCGGAAACCGCAACAUGCCCGGACUGCAAGGCAGACAAGUCAAAAGUGAGAAAAUACCGAUGGAAAAUCAUCUUUGGCCUGCUAUGGCCAUACUCUCUGCAAGCGCUUGAUGCCACCAUGUACGCACACGUACCCCAUGCGAGUUCACCUGGCUUGCUUACUCUGACUCGUUGAUCUCAAGUAUCGCGAGCGCACUGCCAUGGAUCGCGAGCGACUUCAACGAAAUAUCCCAGCAGAAUUGGAUCGUUUCGGCUUUCAACCUCACUUCUGCUGCGUUCAUCCCGUUUUGGGCCCUGAUGGCCGAUGUAUUUGGCCGAUACGCCGCCAUCACCGCGGCCGUACUCAUCAUGAUGGUCGGGAGCGCUCUGUGCACGGGAGCCCCAACCAACGCCUAUGCCGUCCUUUUGCUUGGUCGCGCCUUCCAAGGCAUUGCCUCCGCCGGGUUGAACGUCGUUGUUCGCACCAUUCUCGCCGACAGAGUCACCCUGCGAGAGAACGCCAAGAAUUGGGCCAUCUUUGCGUUCGUCGGCGGCAUCUCCUACGCCAUGGGCCCCGUCGUCGGCGGCUACCUGACGAGGGCCGACUGGAGAUGGUGUUUUGGGAUCAACCUCCCCAUCGCCGCCGUUGCCCUGCUGGCCAUCUUUUUCGUCCUACGCAAGGAGCUCUUGGGGCCACAGCCGAUCCCGGAGCUCGACGAGACGGCUGAGACUGGGCGUCGCGCCAAGUUGGUGGUGCGCCUCAAGACAGUCGACGUGGGUGGACAGGCACUCUUCGUCAUUGGCUUUGGCCUCAUUAUCCUCGGCCUGACAUGGGGCGGCGUGACCUAUCCCUGGGCUUCGGCUGCCGUGAUUGUGUCUCUUGUCGUGGGAUGCUUGUUUGUUGGCUUCUUCUUCGCGUGGGAGAGGAUGCUUUCUCCAGGACGGGCGUUGUCCAAGAAGAUGCCGUGGCAGAGAGCCAUGAUCCCGUGGGCGAUGUUGACGAAUCGGGAUCUUGGGCUGAUCUUCUACACCGAGUGCGCCACCGGCAUGGCCAUGUUUUCUGUGCUCUACUUUUGCAACAUCUACUUUAUCGCAGUCAAGGGGAACAGCUCAGACAAGGCAGGCCUUCAGUUGCUCUAUUUUACGCCAGGAAUUGGAGUUGGCAUCUACCUGUGCUCCAUCCUCUGCAACCGUUGGCCGCGCAUGACGUUUCCGCCAUUGUUCCUGGGCUCAAUCAUUGAGAUGGUAGGUGUUGGAGUCCUCGCGUGGGCCUUGUAUAUGGAAAGAACGGCAACGAUAUUCGGCAUGAUGGCGCUGGUCGGUUGCGGCAUGGGUCUCCGGUUUAUGAUUGCGCCACUUCAUGGCAUUGGCAUCUUCAAAGCCCACCGUGCGGCGGUCAUUGGGCUGAUGGCUGUUGCUGUUCCCUUUGGCGGGACCAUCGGUCUUACCAUCAUGUCGACCGUGUUCAACAACACGUCUGGGCUUGACUCGAAGCACAGCGACUUCUCCAGACUGGGAGAGCUGCCCGAAGGAGCCAGGCGGCAGGCAAUCUACGACGCAAAGAUGGGUGUAGUCUGGGCAUUUGUUGCUAUUGUUCCGUUCAUGGUCCUGUCUUGGUCCUGCUGCUUCUUUCUCGGAAACGUGGUGCUUGGAAGCAAGUCGGCGGUCGAUGACGAUGGUGACGGAAGCCAAGAUGUCGUCUACGAUAAACCCUAUCUCUGGAAUCUGUUGAGGGGCCGCCGGAUGCGAGCGGAGGAUUACACGGGAAUAAGGCUCGAGAGCCCUGGCGGAAGACAAGGGCUCAAGACGACGCUGAACGAAGCCUCUCCCGCCUGAAAGAGGAUGGUACGUCGGCUGCGGGCCUCCCUUUGUGUUAGAUACCCCCAUUGAUAGAGGAGUAACCCCGUUGAGUCUU
Messenger RNA from Purpureocillium takamizusanense, 3443 nucleotides. RefSeq lists its product as uncharacterized. Bases 1847 to 3364 code for a protein of 505 amino acids. Gene Ontology annotation, cellular component: fungal-type vacuole membrane. Gene Ontology annotation, molecular function: basic amino acid transmembrane transporter activity. The record is from RefSeq and is a predicted model, not a curated record. NCBI's taxonomy places the organism in Eukaryota, Fungi, Ascomycota, Sordariomycetes, Hypocreales, Ophiocordycipitaceae. Gene Ontology annotation, biological process: basic amino acid transport; transmembrane transport. The transcript has 6 exons.